This is a messenger RNA of Enhydra lutris kenyoni (northern sea otter), 2305 nucleotides long. RefSeq names its product adenosine deaminase, RNA specific B1 (gene ADARB1). Gene Ontology annotation, molecular function: double-stranded RNA adenosine deaminase activity; tRNA-specific adenosine deaminase activity; double-stranded RNA binding. Bases 112 to 2217 code for a protein of 701 amino acids. Lineage: Eukaryota; Metazoa; Chordata; Mammalia; Carnivora; Mustelidae. The record is from RefSeq and is a predicted model, not a curated record. Gene Ontology annotation, cellular component: nucleolus; cytoplasm. The transcript has 10 exons. Gene Ontology annotation, biological process: RNA processing; adenosine to inosine editing.
CCGCGUGCACCCGGGCCGCUCUGCCCAGGGUCCGAGCAAACACAGACGCUACACACAUCUAAAGACAGAAACCAUCUCCGCCGGUCAAGAAGCCCUCAGAAGUCCCUUGCCAUGGACACAGAAGAUGAAGAGAACACGAGUUCGAGCAGCACAGAUGUUAAGGAAAGCUGCGGUCUGGACGGCGUGCCCCCCAAGGACGGCAGCACGCCCGGGCCCGGCGAGGGCGCCCCGCUCUCCAACGGGGGCGGCGGUGGCGCCAGCCGGAAGCGGCCCCUGGAGGAGGGCAGCAACGGCCACGCCAAGUUCCGCCUGAAGAAGAGGAGGCGGCCCCCGGGGCCCGCGCUGCCGAAGAACGCCCUGAUGCAGCUGAAUGAGAUCAAGCCCGGCCUGCAGUACGCGCUGCUCUCGCAGACGGGCCCCGUGCACGCGCCCUUGUUCGUCAUGUCCGUGGAAGUGAACGGGCAGGUGUUCGAGGGCUCCGGCCCCACCAAGAAGAAGGCCAAGCUGCACGCCGCUGAGAAGGCGCUGCGGUCUUUCGUGCAGUUCCCCAACGCCUCCGAGGCGCACCUGGCCAUGGGGAGGACCCUGUCCACCAACACGGACUUCACGUCCGACCAGGCCGACUUCCCCGACAUGCUCUUCAACGGCUUCGAGACCCCCGACCGGUCGGAGGUACCCUUCUACCUGGGCUCCAACGGGGACGAUUCCUUCAGCUCCAGCGGGGACCUGAGCUUGGCGGCGUCCCCCGCGCCCGCGAGCCUCGCGCAGCCUCCCCUCCCCGGCCCCCCGCCGUUCCCGCCGCCCAGCGGCAAGAACCCCGUGAUGAUCCUGAACGAGCUGCGGCCCGGGCUGAAGUACGACUUCCUGUCGGAGAGCGGGGAGAGCCACGCCAAGAGCUUCGUCAUGUCCGUGGUGGUGGACGGCCAGUUCUUCGAGGGCUCGGGCAGGAACAAGAAGCUCGCCAAGGCCCGGGCCGCGCAGUCCGCCCUGGCGACCAUUUUUAACUUGCACUUGGACCAAACGCCGUCUCGCCAGCCCGUCCCCAGCGAGGGCCUGCAGUUGCACUCGCCGCAGGUGUUAGCCGAUGCCGUGGCCCGCCUGGUGCUGGAUAAGUUCGGCGACCUGACGGACAACUUCUCCUCUCCUCACGCUCGCAGGAAAGUUCUCGCCGGCGUCGUCAUGACAACAGGCACAGACGUGAAAGACGCCAAGGUGAUAAGUGUCUCCACGGGGACGAAGUGCAUCAACGGCGAGUACAUGAGCGACCGCGGCCUUGCAUUGAACGACUGCCACGCAGAGAUCAUAGCACGGCGGGCCUUGCUCCGCUUCCUCUACACACAGCUCGAGCUCUACUUCACUAACAAAGAUGAUCAGAAGCGAUCCAUCUUUCAGAAGUCGGAGCGCGGAGGGCUGAAGCUGAGGGACAGCGUGCAGUUCCACCUGUACAUCAGCACGUCCCCCUGCGGGGACGCCAGGAUCUUCUCGCCGCACGAGCCCAUCCUGGAAGAACCAGCGGACAGACACCCAAACCGCAAGGCCAGAGGACAGCUGCGGACGAAAAUAGAGUCUGGCGAAGGCACGAUUCCCGUGCGAUCCAGCGCGAGCCUGCAGACGUGGGACGGGGUGCUGCAGGGCGAGAGGCUGCUCACCAUGUCCUGCAGCGACAAGAUGGCGCGGUGGAACGUGGUGGGCGUGCAGGGGUCCCUGCUCAGCAUCUUCGUGGAGCCCAUCUACUUCUCGAGUAUCAUCCUGGGCAGCCUCUACCACGGCGACCACCUCUCCAGGGCCAUGUACCAGCGGCUCUGCGGCAUAGAGGAUCUGCCCCCGCUCUACGUGCUCAACAAGCCCCUGCUCAGCGGCAUCAGCAACGCAGAAGCGCGGCAGCCGGGGAAGGCGCCCAACUUCAGCGUCAACUGGACGGUGGGCGACGCGGCCAUCGAGGUCAUCAACGCCACGACAGGGAAGGACGAGCUGGGCCGUGCGUCCCGCCUGUGUAAGCACGCCUUGUACUGUCGCUGGAUGCGUGUGCACGGCAAGGCUCCCUCCAGCCUGCUGCGCGCCAAGAUCGCUAAGCCCAACAUGUACCACGACUCCAAGCUGGUGGCCAAGGAGUACCAGGCCGCCAAGGCGUGUCUGUUCAAAGCGUUCAUCAAGGCGGGGCUGGGCGCCUGGGUGGAGAAGCCCACGGAGCAGGACCAGUUCUCUCUCACGCCCUGACCCGGAAGGGGGGCUGCCCGCGUCCGGCGCCGUCUCCGGAGCCUCACGUCCGCACGGGGGCAGGGGUGUGGGGACGCGGGGUGCUGGG